UUCUGUAUUUCAGUGGUGUAGGUGAGAGGGUAUUUUGUGUGAAUGUAUGGGUGUUGGUGGCGCCGCAGUGCGCGGACUCGGACUGAAGCGUCAGUCGGUAUCAAGAGCUACUAAUAAAAGCACGCACCAAAAUCGAAGCUAACCGCGUUACUUAAAUUGAGUAAAAUAAAAACAUAUCACAACGUAGGGACUCAAAGGCAACGGUCACGGGACGAAACAUUGGUGCGUAGUGACCAGGAUUUUGUUAAAUCCACGAGAUUUUGGUAAAUCCUACGGUUUUUGGAAAAACCGCAAGUGUCGUGUUAGCGUGCGAUUGCUUUGCUAGUGUGUGUGCGCGAGUUUCUUGUGUCAACAUGUCCAAGCAGGAUAAAUUGCGCAGCAAGGAGCUUCGUCGGAAGCAGUACUUGGACUCCAUACAACGCGCGUGUGACUUUAUUAAAAGCUAUUCUGUAGAAUGUGAAAAUCAGGUUGCAACGCGUUUAGAUCGCCUCGAAAAGAUUUGGGAAUGUUUCGAGCGGGUGCAGGACGACAUAGACGAUAUGGACCUUUCUGAGGAAGAUUGCCUAACGAAUCAACGGAUCAGGGCGGAGACAGAGGAGUUGUAUCUUUAUGCCAAGGCAAAGCUACAAGAUAUGCUGCCUAAAGAGUCGAAACCUGUUGCCGCUAGCAUUCAAUCGUCUUCGUCGAGAGUGAAGCUGCCGAGAAUCACACUACCUGAAUUCAGCGGAAACUUCGAUGAGUGGCUUACGUUUCACGACACAUUUGUGUCACUAAUACAUUCAUCGAAAGAGAUGUCGCCGAUUGAAAAGUUUCACUAUCUUCGUGCGUCGCUAAAGGGAGAAGCAGCGAAUCUCAUCCAAGCAAUUACGGUGACGAAUGCAAACUAUGAAUUUGCUUGGCAAACGAUCUUAAAGCGUUACUCUAACAAAAUAAUACUGCGUAAAAAGCAUAUACGAGCACUCAUAUCGCUUCCAAAGAUGAAGGACACCGGAGCAGUACCACUUAACCGUUUAAUUGACGAUUUUCGACGGCAUGUGCAAAUACUGCAGCAGUUGGAGCAACCGGUCGAAUCGUUCAGCUCAAUUCUCAUUGAGUUGAUGGCGGAUAAGCUGGACGAAGAAUCUCUGCGUGUGUGGGAAGAAUCCCAAGCCGAUAAUGAUCCGUCAUUUACUGAAAUGAUGGAGUUUUUGGGGAAACGUGUGCGUGUGUUAGAAACGUUGGCGAUCGAAAAAGUGUGUGAAAGAAGCAAGAAGCAAGCGAAAACAAAAGUAGUGGUAAACGCGGCCACUACAAACACGAAAAUCGUGCCAGUGUGCGUUAUGUGCAAGAGGAAAGGACACGGCAUAGCGUCAUGCAGUGUAUUCAGGAAUAUCAACGUACACGAUCGGUUAAAAGUGAUCAGUGAGGAAAAGCUUUGCAGAAAUUGCUUGAGCAGUGGACAUUUGGCUCAUAAGUGCUCCUCCAAAUACAAUUGUCAGCAGUGUUCUCAGCGCCACCAUACCUUACUUCAUGUGAAUAGUGAAAACAACGAUGUAUUAGUUGCAGAAGCAACCACCUCUACCAUGGCGUUGGCAUCGUCGAAGAAAUCAAUGCAUGCGUUACUCUCUACAGUGGUAUUAGUGGUCGUUGAUGUGUAUGGAAAGGAGCAUUUAGCACGAGCAUUGCUCGACACCGGCUCGCAACCGAACGCGAUCACUGAGCAUCUUUGUCAGAUGCUACAACUACCACGACGGCAUGCAAGUAUUUCGAUCAAUGGAGUGAACAGCACUACUACUAGUGUGAAACAUGCUGUAACCACGGAAGUUCGAUCUCGGGUUUACAACUACAGCCAAACCAUGGACUUUCUUGUGUUGAAGAAAGUGACGGAGAAUAUCCCCAGCGCGUCGUUCUCCACCUCUGCUGUAGGUGUUCCAUCGGGUUAUGUUUUGGCUGAUCCAGAUUUCGGAACAGCACGUCGCGUGGAUAUGAUCAUAGGUGCAGCAUAUUUUUACAAACUAUUGCGUGGUGGACAAGUGCAUUUGCGUGGGCAGGCGAAUUUACUGGUUGAUACGGUAUUUGGCUGGAUUGUAACUGGAGAAGCGCCGGCCUUUCCUGAAUCACGAGUGGAAAAGGCGUUUAGUUUCCACAUAAUGGAGUCAACAGACAAGGUUCAGGAGCAACUUGAGCUGUUCUGGAAGGUUGAGGAGCUUGCUGUAUCGAACUUGUCUCCUAACGAGCAACAGUGCGAGCAAUACUUCAAGGAAACGACAAGCAGAGACUCUACCGGAAGAUACAUCGUUCGAAUGCCGAAACACCACGAUUUUGCUCAAAUGCUUGGUGAUUCAAAGGCUGCAGCGCAGAAACGUUUCCGGUUACUGGAAACGAGAUUGUCUAAGGACGCAUAUCUGAAGCAGCAGUAUGACGACUUCAUGAGAGAGUACGUGUUGUUGGGUCAUAUGUUUCCAGUGCAUAUAGAACCUGACUGUUUAUCAGCAGCGCAUUACCUUCCGCAUCAUCCCGUCGUCAAGGAAGCUAGCACAACAACCAAAGUGCGUGUGGUGUUCGACGGAUCGGCGAAGACGACUACAGGCAAUUCUUUGAACGACGUGUUGCUUGUUGGACCAGUUGUGCAGGAUGAACUGUUGACCCUCGUAGUGCGGUUUCGCAAGUAUGAGGUUGCUUUAAUUGCUGACAUCGAGAAGAUGUAUCGCCAAGUGAGUAUGCAUCCUGAAGAUAGACGUUUGCAGUGUAUUUUUUGGCGAUUUAAGGAUACAGAACCAAUACAAACUUUCGAACUGGCUACCGUGACCUACGGACUAGCUCCGUCUUCCUUCCUUGCAACGCGGACACUUCUUCAACUAGCUGAGGAUGAAGGAGCUCCAUUUCCAUUGGCAUCUGAAGCUGUGAAGAAGAACCUUUACGUAGAUGACCUGAUCUCUGGCGCAGAAAACAUCGAGCAAGCUGUACAACUGCGAGAAGAGCUGACCUGUCUGAUGGAGAAGGGUGGUUUUCGUUUUCGGAAGUGGUGUUCGAACAAGAUAGGUGUGCUUGAUGGUUUGUCUCCUGAUUUGCUCGGUAUGAAAUCUUCGCACGAAUUCUAUGCUGGUGAAAGCGUCAAAACACUUGGCAUAUCUUGGGAACCGCCGAGUGAUACAUUCAGAUUCACAAUAUCGUUUUCUGUUAGCCGACCUUACACGAAGCGUUCCGUUCUUUCUUCCAUCGCUCAGCUGUACGAUCCGCUUGGAUUGAUAUCCCCCGUCAUUGUACAAGCGAAAAUCCUGUUGCAGGAACUUUGGGCUCAUAAUCUUAGUUGGGAUGAGGAAUUGCCGCGGCAUUUAAACAGCAAGUGGGAAGGGUUUUGUGAAGGCCUGCCCUACCUAACUCAUCUUCGAAUCCCUAGAUUUGCGUUGACGCCCAACCAUUGCUACAUAGAGCUGCAUUGUUUCGCUGAUGCCUCGGAAGCGGCAUAUGGUGCAUGUGCCUAUAUGAGAUCUCAAAGCAAAGAUGGCACCACCCAGAUAACGUUGCUAGCGUCUAAAUCUCGAGUAGCUCCGCUUAAGCCCCUUACCAUCCCUAGGUUGGAGCUCUGCGCAGCCUUACUAGCUGCAAGAUUGCAGAAAAAACUAUUUGAGGCCCUGGACAUGCCAAUAAACGAAACCCAUAUGUGGUCUGAUUCCACCAUUACACUGCAAUGGCUAGCUUCUCCACCGCGAACUUGGAAAACGUUCAUCGCGAAUAGAGUAGGAGAAAUUCAAGCAGCUUCCAAAUGUUGUAUUUGGCAUCAUGUACCUGGGACAGACAACCCCGCUGAUAUGCUAUCCAGGGGCGUGUCUGCGGAGACACUCCUGAAGAGUAAGAUGUGGCAACAAGGACCAGACUGGUUGAUGUGUGAUAAGUCGUGCUGGCCCAUACCAUCGAAUAGUCCUCAGAACUUCACCGAUGAUGAGAUGGAAAGAAAAGGUGACCUUAUACUUGCUGCUCAAGCUGUCGAGCCCAAUCCUUUGUUCCAGCGGUAUUCUAAGUUUCGAACGCUUGUGAAUGUAGCAGCGUAUUGCCUCCGAUUUGGCUAUAACACACGUAAUAAAAACCAGCGUAAGACCGCUUGUCUAUCAGUGAGUGAACUACAAAAUGCAAAGAAGAUGCUGGCGAAGUUGAUGCAGCGAGAGGCAUUUCCAAGCGAACUGAAGCAACUCACAAGAGAGAAGAGGCUUUCUGGUGCAUCUCCCCUCAGACUUCUCCAUCCGUUCGUCGAUACUGAAGGCAUCAUACGAGUUGGCGGCAGACUUCAACAUACAGAUUUACCGUUCUACAAGAAGCAUCAAAUUGUUAUGCCUGGAUUUCAUCCUUUUAGCAAAUUGUUGUUAAGGCACUUACAUGAAAGGAUGAUGCAUAGCGGUAUUACUGCAACAUUAUCUGCAGCGCGUGAGGAAUUUUGGCCAUUGAAUGGAAGAAGAGCAGUUCGAUCCGUCAUCCGAGAAUGUUUUCGUUGCCGUCGUGCUACACCAAUUCCAAUGCAACAGCCGAUGGGUCAGCUGCCUCUUCCUAGGGUGACAGCAAACGAGGCGUUUGCAUGUACUGGUAUCGAUUACUGUGGACCGAUUUCGCUUAAACCUGUACAUCGAAAAGCUGCGGCUCAAAAGGCAUACUUGUGCAUUUUUGUCUGCAUGAGCACUAAAGCAGUGCAUUUGGAAGUCGUGAGCGAUUUGAGCACGUCGGGGUUCUUAAAGGCUUUAGACCGUUUCAUCUUUCGACGAAAUAAGCCACAGCACAUCUAUUCGGAUAAUGGCACAAAUUUCAUCGGCGCAAAGAAUGCUCUUCACCAGCUGUAUCAAAUGUUUCAUGACGACGCUCAAAACAGACAUAUUUGCAGUAAUCUCGCAGAGGAGGGAAUAGUGUGGCAUCUUAUUCCACCUCGGGCACCAAACUUCGGCGGGCUUUGGGAAGCCGCCGUAAAAGUGGCUAAAAAACUUCUGAUCAGACAGCUGGGAUCAUCACUGCUUUCAUACGAAGAUCUAGCAACGAUUCUGGUCAAAAUUGAGGGAUGUAUGAACUCUCGCCCUCUUACACCUCUCUCAAACGACCCGAAUGACCUUGAAGCCUUAACUCCGAACCAUUUCCUCAUUAAAGGAAUGCUACGUCCACCCCCUGAAUCUGACGUUCGAGACUUGCCAACUAAUCGUCUUGACCAGUUCCAAAGGCUUCAACAGCAUACACAGCAAUUUUGGCGACGCUGGUGUUCCGAGUACCUUCAUGAAUUGAACCAACAACAUCGGCGAAAUCCUGCAGAAUGUCAGGUAUCGAUCGGAGACAUCGUAAUCAUGAAGGACGAACAACUACCUCCUGCUCGUUGGCCGCUUGCUCGCAUCGUGGAGACACACUCUGGGCAAGAUGGGAUUGUACGAGUGGUCACUAUCAAAACGGCAUCUGGUGUAGUUAAAAGACCAAUUUCCAAGAUUUGUUUGCUGGAGUGUGCAGAUGUUGAAAACUAAGUUGUUCAAGGGGGCCGGUAUGUUUGUUUCUGUAUUUCAGUGGUGUAGGUGAGAGGGUAUUUUGUGUGAAUGUAUGGGUGUUGGUGGCGCCGCAGUGCGCGGACUCGGACUGAAGCGUCAGUCGGUAUCAAGAGCUACUAAUAAAAGCACGCACCAAAAUCGAA
Molecule: messenger RNA, 5632 nt
Organism: Anopheles stephensi (Asian malaria mosquito)
Lineage: Eukaryota; Metazoa; Arthropoda; Insecta; Diptera; Culicidae
Exons: 1
Coding region: 354-5468 (1704 amino acids)
Biological process (GO): DNA integration
Molecular function (GO): zinc ion binding; nucleic acid binding
Source: RefSeq, a predicted model, not a curated record